This is a messenger RNA of Biomphalaria glabrata, 6423 nucleotides long. Its product is annotated as FAD-dependent oxidoreductase domain-containing protein 2-like. The transcript has 13 exons. Bases 246 to 2105 code for a protein of 619 amino acids. Gene Ontology annotation, molecular function: monooxygenase activity; flavin adenine dinucleotide binding. The record is from RefSeq and is a predicted model, not a curated record. NCBI's taxonomy places the organism in Eukaryota, Metazoa, Mollusca, Gastropoda, Planorbidae.
UUAUGUUCCAUUCUCUGACUCGCCAUUGUGUCUGUGCCUCCCACCAUUUCCCUGGUGGACACUUGUGGACAAAUGUAUAAAUAGGGGGCGCCGGUUAAUUUGGAGGAGCUCCCAACCUUUGGACAAGGGAUUUAUUAUGGCCUCGUAAAGCAAAAAGCAAAAGCCCUGAAAACAGACCUGCUCUAAUAGUGUUGGAAUAAGUCUUGUCUAAAGAUUCGAACCCACGUCUUAGAUGUUAUGACAAGAUGACCACCUGUUACCUGACUUUCUUAUCAUGUCUCCUGGUGUGGAGUCUGACGUUAGCCAGUGUUUACCAUGACUACUGUAUUGUAGGAGGUGGACCUAGUGGACUUCAGCUGGGAUACUUUCUGAAGACAACUUCAAGAGAUUACAUUGUCUUUGAAAGAAGUAACAUAUCUGGCAGCUUUUUCGAGCUCUAUCCACGACACCGGAAAUUAAUUAGUUUGAACAAACGCAACACCGGGAAAGUCAACAAAGAAUUUUCUCUCCGUCACGACUGGAACUCUCUUCUGUCAGACGAUGACGACCUGUUGUUUACCAAAUAUUCCAGAGAAAUUUUCCCACACGCAGACCUACUGCUUCAAUAUAUGAAUGAUUAUCAGAGAAAACUGAACAUCAAAGUCCAGUUCAAUACCAAUAUUCAGAACAUCCAUUCUGUUAGCAAUCACACAGCACCGGAUGGUCACGUGUUUACAAUGAAUGACCAGAAUGGGCAGGACUAUGUUUGCAGGACGCUUAUCAUGGCCACCGGAGUAUCGACUCCUAACAUUCCACAAAUAUCAGGUAUCGACUAUACAAUAGGUUACGAGUCCAUGUCUGUAGACCCAGAAAACUACGAAGGCAAGACAGUACUUAUCUUAGGUCGAGGAAACUCAGCAUUUGAGAUAGCGGACAGUAUUUAUGGUCAUACCAACUUAAUACACAUGUUGGGGAGAUCUCGUGUCCGGCUUGCUUGGUCUACCCACUAUGUUGGCGAUGUGAGGGCGGUCAACAAUGCUUUGCUGGACACCUAUCAGCUGAAAUCAUUGGACGGCCUGUUCGAGACACCCUUGGAAGCUAUCACACUGUCGAAACAGGGCCAGAAGAUUCACUUGCACACGACAUACUUCACCAACGAAAGAGAAGACAACUCGGACUUGCGCGCGGGAUACGAUGUCGUCAUCCGGGCACUCGGCUUUAAAUUUGACACGUCGCCAUUUUUAAAUACUUCCAUAACUCGAGGCAAGGGACGAGCACAAAAAUUCCCAGCCAUCUUUAACAACUACGAGUCCAAGGAUCUCAAAGGUUUGUUCUAUGCCGGCACUGCUUCCCAUUCUCUGGACUUUAAAAAAUCUUCUGGUGGAUUUAUACAUGGAUUUAGAUACACUGUCCGAGCACUUCACAGACUGCUAGAACAUAGAUAUGAAGGCGUUCCAUGGCCGUCACGAGAUGUUCCAUUAACACAACUAGUGAAACUUUUAGUCAAGCGAAUCAAUGAAGCCGCCGGCCCUUAUCAAAUGUUUCAGAUGCUUGGCGAUGUGAUCAUAUUUUCGGAAGAUGGUUACAGCAUCAAAUACAUUGAAGAAUUUCCCGUUCGCCUCUUGCCUCAGCUGCCCGAGCACACUGGACACAAGGGCGCGGCCUAUCUCGUCAUGCUCAUGGAGUAUGGGCACAACUUCUCCGGCCCAGGCAAUGAUGUCUUCCGGGAGAGCCGCGCAACUUUAGAGCCGUCCGAAGCCCACACAUCAAACUUUCUUCAUCCUGUGUUCUAUUUCUACAGCUCGCUGCCCACAGAGUCAAUGAUGAACUCUAAAUCGGAUGCCGAGAUCCUGCCACGCCCAGACUUUAUUCAUCACGUCGUUGAAGAUUUCUACACAGAGUGGGACCGCAGUCACAGCCACUUACUUCCACUCAGGAGAUUUCUAGAACACGUUCUGGACACGGACUUAAGAACUUUUUAUUCAGAGUCCUGUUUCCUUCUCUCCAUGACUCGAGACCGUCUUCCCGAUUUCUGUGACUCUAACUACUUACAGGGGGCGGGGCUGUUUGGAACGAGCCAAUUAGUAAUGUCGUCCAUAUCACGUGGACUAAUGACUUUGAUCUAAACAAAAACAAUCCUUUCAGAAGUACGAUUUUUUUAAAACAAAUAGUUGCAUAAAUAAAUAUUUGUAAAAAGAAAUGGCUACAAAGAUUGGAAAAAACAACAACAACCAACACUUGUGAAAAUAGAAAUGUUUGUAUGACAACACUCUCUCCCCUCUCUCUCUCUCUCUCUCUCUCUCUCUUUGUGUACGUUUGUAUGCAGGCUUAGGUAUGCAUAUAUAAUAUAGAGAAGGAAACAAAGAGAGAGAAAGAAAGAAAGAGAUAAAGAAAAAGAAAGUAUAAGAAUAGCAGCACAUAUAAAAUUUAUUUUUUGUGUUAUUGCAUUGAGCAUGUAAAUAUGAACUAUUGAUAGUUAAACACAGCCAGCACUCUUAUAGAAUAGAGACGUUACUUCAAACAAGAAUAUGAUAACGUCCUACUCGAUGGCCUCGACUAGCAAUAGAAACUAAAAACUAGGAUCAUUUGUGAAAUAUAUUCCUAAAUAUUUAAAACUAGAAAUGUUAACUGAAACAAAAGUAUAGUGACCCAAUGCACUAUUAGUAGUUAUGACUUAUACUUAUUUUCAGCUAUUCCUAACAAAACGGUAAUUGGAAGAAAAAAAGCCAUUUAACUUGUAAAAAAUCUUUCAGACGUUAUCCUAAAAAUAGUCAUGAAACAUAAUUUGAUGCGUCAGUUUUUCUCAAUUCACACUUGCAGAUUAUUAUUUCGAUUUUAAACAAAGAGAUUCCUAUCACGUCAUUGACUCUAAUCUAAAUCUUGGAAUUCAUAAAUUCUUUCUGCUGGACAGAUGUCUUUGCUGGAUGUACACAUUUGUACAUGAAUACAUGUAAUGAUUUAGACGAAAAGCAUUUGCGGUAUAGAAUAAGUUUCCCUGGAAGAGAGUUUUCUCUAGUUUAAAAACUCAACUAAAACCAACAAUUUAAAAAAAAUUACAAAUUAUUGAAAAAAGUCUUAUUGAUGUAAGUUAUGAAGUAAGUAAUGAGUUCUCCAUAGGAGACUUUUAUACAUGGCGGAAACAAAAACUAUAAAUAAAUAAAAGCAUUUUAAAUGCAUAGAUUUGUUUUUUAAGAUUCCCAAAUUUAAAAAAAAAGUUAAACUGUUUUUAUGUCCUUAUUUUUUUUUUCAAUUUCCAAAUUAACUAGAAUUGCAUCUAACCAAGCAUGCCUAUUUCUUGAGAAACGUCCAUUCAACCAGAAAGAUUUUAAGUAAUUAGAAAAUAUAGACCAACGCUUGCAAUGGCGUAGCCAGGGGAGGGCUUUUGGGGCUCAAACCCCUCCCCCCGAAAUGAAACCCCCCCUGCAGGGGUUGGAACUUUGUGACUGAUUUUUGCUUUUAUUUUUUUUUAUUUUUGGUGAGAUUUUAAUAUUAAAUAAUCACUUGCCCCAGCGCAGCUAAGGUUUUGAGUUAAAAUCCCCUUCCAGGGGUUUUGCGGUUUAAACACCCCUCUUCUAUAAAACAAAAAAAUUAAUGCAAACGACAAUUCCCAAAUUCCAUGAGCAUAUCAAGGGAGAUUUUAAGUUCAAAACCCCCUCCGAAAUUUUUUUUACGAUAAAACCUCCUCUUCAAAGUAAGACUAACGCAUACAUGUCACCAGAUUCUUUGAGCGUAGCCAAUAGUGGUUUUGUGUUAAAAAAAAACCUCCAGCGGGGUUUAAAGUUUAAAGCUACAAACCACCUCUUCAAUAUAAAAAAGCAAACUACACAUUCAAAUUUCUAUGAGCGUUGGCAUGGGGGGGUUUUGAGUUUAAGCCCCCUCCUUCAAAUUGUUUUGAGCUUAAAACCCCUCCAGAUGGUUUUGAGUUAAAAUCCCCCUACAGAUAGUUUUAAGAUUGAAAAACCCCUCAUCAAUAUUAUUCUAAAGUAAACAAUAGUUACCAAAUUCUAUGAGCGUAGAUAAUGGGUUUUGAGUUUGUUUAAAAACAAAUCCAGAGAUUUUUUAGCUUAAAUCCCCCAACAGAUGGUUUUGACUAUGAAAAUUCCCUUUCGAUAUAAAAUCUAAAGCAAACUAUAGUCAGGUUCGUAGCCAAGAGAGAUUACACAUUUCUAUCAGUCGCUGGGCUCCAUUAAUAAAGUGCAAUGAAUAGCAUAGAAGUCAUCUGCCGAAAUUGAAAAAAAUACUAAAUGUGGCUCAAUAAAGAUGGCUAAGACGAAUUUUAAGAGUCAGUUAUAGAGAUCGGGUCUCAAUCAAGGAAAUCCUAUGCCGAACUGGGAGUCAACCACUUAGUGAGGUUGUGACAGAGUGUCGCAUGAGGUUUACGCACACCAAGAGUUGCGAUGACAUCUAGGUCCUAAGCAAGAAAAGAAGAUUAGGUUUUUGAACUGAAUUUUUUUUUAAAUACCUGUAUAAUGCACUGUAAAUACCUCAGAAUAUGCAUUUUUUUUAAAUACGGGAUAUAGUGCCUGGCUUCGGGGCUACGCCACGAACCCCACUGUGGGAGCUCACAGCGCCCCCCUAACCCCAUUGCUGGCAAGGGCGGGGUGUCUACAGUUUUUUACUAACUCCAGGAAGAACCUAUUUAGGGUACAAUAAGCUUUCGAAAGAAUGAAGGGUCAGAAUGUAAUAAAGAUUAAAGAUUAAUUAUGUACACUCACUAAUAUAUAUAUAUAUAUAUAUAUAUAUAUAUAUAUAUAUAUAUAUAUAUAUAUAUAUAUAUAUAUAUAUAUAUAUAUAUAUAUAUAUAUAUAUAUAUAUAUAUAUAUAUAUAUAUAUAUAUAUAUAUGGUCUCCCCCCCCCCUUAAGAAAAAGGGGGGAAUCCCCCCCCAAACCCUCCCUGAAAAAAACUCUUGGCUACGACCAUGACCGCUUGCAGCUGAUUCUGAAGUUUUCAAUAAACGCUCCUGUCGAUAUGUCUGCUAGUAAAACCGAAAUCAAUGCUAACUCUAAAGAACAAGAUCAAUGUUUGAGAACUUGUUCUACAAUAGUUUUAGGAACAUACAACAACACGAGCUCAGAUGAAAUGUCUGUAAUGAAGAAUUCUAGGUGUCUACGUAUUAUGUGUGUCUGAAAAUUCUAGACCUCGUCAAAUAAAGUUCUAGGCCCUGUCUAAUAAAGUUCUAGACUCUGUCUAACAAAGUUCUAGACCCUGUCUAACAAAGUUCUAGGCCCUGUCUAACAAAGUUCUAGACACUGUCAAACAAAAGUUCUAGACCCUGUCAAACAAAGUUCUAGACCCUGUCAAACAAAGUUCUAGACCCUGUCAAACAAAGUUCUAGGUCCUAACAAAGUUCUAGACCCUAUCAAACAAAGUUCUAGGCCCUGUCAAACAAAGUUCUAGACCCUGUCAAACAAAGUUUUGGGCCCUGUCUAACAAAGUUCUAGACACUGUCAAACAAAGUUCUAGACCCUGUCAAACAAAGUUCUAGACCCUGUCAAACAAAGUUCUAGGUCCUAACAAAGUUCUAGACACUGUCAAACAAAGUUCUAGACCCUAUCAAACAAAGUUCUAGGCCCUGUCAAACAAAGUUCUAGACCCUGUCAAACAAAGUUUUGGGCCCUGUCUAACAAAGUUCUAGGCCCUGUCAAACAAAGUUCUAGGCCCUGUCAAAAAAAGUUCUAGAUUCUGUCUAAUGUUGUUUUCUUUCUCACACAUACUAUGCUAACAUCCAAUUGCCCUAUUUUUGUUCUCUCUCUCUGUGUGUUGCAUCUAGUUCUUAUGUACAUAUUCCAUGUGGUAGUGCCUUUCAAUACUGUCUUAUGGUGUAAAUAUAGUUUAGUGAGGGAUUCAACAGAAUAGGAAGAGUCUGCUCACAAACUUGAGGUGUCAAAUUAUCUGAAAAAGACUAUUAGAGUACAACCAUCCAACUGAGCGACCUUGUUGUUUCAUUCACCUAGUUCCGGUGAACGGGAACUUGUUAGUAGCUUUGACACCUUCACACCUAGGUCAUAAAUCGUUGACCCAGUGACUAGUUAACUCUGCAACAGACGUUUAAUUGUUUAGGGAUGCAGCCCUCUGAUGUUUAUCAACUGGUCACGACUUAAAAAAGAACUCUAGAUCACACCUGUCGCUGUGGAUGUGUUUAGUUUAUCAUUAGGCUAAACAUUUGUGUUGUCUGUGUAUCCGGCUGUGUGCAAUUACACAUGAACUAAGCAUUACAUUGAACUUCUGUGUGCUAGUAUUGGGUUCUCAAUACUUAACGUGUAUUCUGUUUGGCUUUAGAAGAUUGUCCUUUAUCUCAUAAAUGAGAGUUUAAAACAUAAAAUAAAAAAUGCGUCUGUCAAUGUCAUGUAAUAGAUGUAGAAAUGUUUGUAUAGGUUAGUUUCGCUUCAUCUCAUUCAAUUAUGACAAUAAACUGAAUAAAAUAAAAUAUUACUAUCAGCUGU